CCUUCUUUUAACAAUUUUGCAAACAUAAACGAUCGACAUGGCUAGCAACGAGCUACAACUUCUCGAGAACGUUGAGCUCAAAAUAGCAAUGUGCAACACAGAUGCACAGCUGGAGCGAUGCAUCAACCUGUUUCUUGCUCCUGUCCUGUUGAAACUAGCCAGUCCUCAUGAAAAAGUGCGACGCAAAGUGAUGGAAUUACUGUCGCAUAUCAACAGACGGGCAAAGCUGAACAAAUCCAUCAAGCUACCAUUCGACGCGCUAUUACAACAAUUCAUGAAUGAUGAGCUGUCAGCUAUGGUCAAGAACUUUACCAUUAUCUAUCUAGAAAUGUGCGUCGACAGAAUGGAUAUCGACGAGACAGCAAAGCAUAUCCCAAGUUUACUGAAAGGCAUUUCUCGGCGACCAGAACCUCAGCGGGUCACCAUUUUUCACAUGAUAUUACCGGCCCUUCAAAAAUGGGACAUGACGGUUGAGGGACAAAAGAAGGCGCGUGAAGAUGUCUUUGGAUUUGAUAGCCAUCCGGAAGAUCCGACGAUGAUACUCCGAUUCUUUUUGGAUUUAAUGCUAUAUCAACCGUCGUCAGCCAAUAGCAACAACGCAGCAGCAUCAUCAUCAUCAUCAUCGAACGAACUAUCAUCGCAGCCGCCUACAGCAGUCUAUGCUGGAUUAAGUCCAAACGCUGUUAAUGUCAUUACUAAUAAGGGCAAAACCAGCUGGUCUCACCAACGUCUUUCCAACGCUAAACUUGGUGUAUUGAAGUUCGUAUUGUCCCACGUGUUUACGGACGACGAACGAUUAAGUAUUCUCAUCGCUGGUGCAUGUGAUGCAAACCAUGAAGUCGUCAGCACGAGUGAGGAUGGGUUACGACGAUGGACGGGCAGUGUGGAUUUGGAAAAGGUUCAGGUGAUAAAGUCACUGUACAACUUGUAUUUGGGAACAAAGCCGACAAACACUGAUGACCGAAGAGCAGCAGCGAGCACGCCUGUCAAAGUACGAAUAUUGAACUAUUUGUCUAAAUCAAUCGCCGCAACGAACAUGGCUGCACUUAUGGUACAAGUCGUAUUUGAUGGCAUAUAUGGACCACUAUCCAAUUUGAAGCUACGUCGAUCCACUAUGUCAUUUCUACAAUGGGUCGCCAGAAUGGCGGACGCAAAAAGUAUUGCACCUAUUGCACCAAUUAUGAUCUCCGGGUUGCUGAAGUAUAUUGAUCAAACGGGACAUGUGUCAGGCCAUGAUGCUGAAAGCAUCAAAGGUUAUGCUUACAUUGGUGUUGGACUGAUAUGCCGAAAAGUCCCUGCUGCUGCUUUGAAGAAUGUUACUAUCCUGCGCCAAUUUUUUGAAAGCCUCGAAACCGAGCAACCUGCCGUUCGCACUUAUGUACAAGAUGCACUUUCAUCCAUAAUUGAUGUAUAUACCAAGCUUCCUGAAGACUCAGUUGUCUAUAAGGACGUACAAGAUAUUAUCCUUGAUAGUGUUCAAAAGACGAAUUCUUAUUCACGCUACAUGGCGCUUAAGUACGCCAAUGCUGUCUAUCCAUUUUCAUCCGUGUUUGCUCGCUAUGUAUGUCUGCUAGGCACCUCUGCCGGUGUUACCAAACUUGAAGUCAAGGAAGAAUCCAUGCGCGGCCUACAUCCAUUUACUCAAAGCGAGUCCGGUGUCCUCUCCAGUGCCAACGCAAUCGUCCCUCCUUCAGCCCUUCCUAAAUUCCAUGAUUUAAUAGUCUAUUUGACAGAAAAUCGACCUAACGAUCAAUAUGUCUACGAUUCAAAAUCGCCCGUCAUCCAAGGCUAUCCACUUGAAGUUUACUCUGAAAUAUUACGAUUUGCGCGUGUGAUUUUGGUUUUGGAAGCCAAUCCAGAAACGAUCUUGAUCGACGAGUAUGCCGAAUCCAAGGUGGACAAUGGAAUGUCUGAUGACCCGGUGGUGAUGGACAAUUUCAAAAAGUAUUUGGUUGACAGCUGGCUGGGCGGUGACCUUGAAAAGCGUAGAGCUGUUGAACUAUGGAUGAAGUUCAUCGAAAGCUCCUUAGAUCAAAAUCUUAAAGAUCCAGUGCUGCUUUCAACGGGUGCCAAAUGUCUUUUGGAGGUAGUGUCGCUGGGCCCACCAGCGAUUGCAGGCGCGUUUCAAGGAAGGCUAGACUUUUUCAAGGCUUUAAUCUUCUCCAAGAAGCAAGACGCGCGUGAUACAAUGUCUCGGAUUUACGGCAUUAUCGCUACGGAUCCAUCCGUUACACAAGACGCCAUCCAAGAGCUGCUUUCAGAGCUCGUAGGCAUAGCGGACAAGAACGCCGCCACAAACAAGAAUGGCAUGGGAAUUGAAAAGGUCCACGGCGCGUUGUUGACCAUUGGCUAUCUGAUCAGUCGAUGCAAUUACAGAGCACGGCCGCUUAGCACUGAUGUCGUCCGCCAAUGUGUCCAUUGUCUAGCGUCUUACUUGGAAGGUGCCCCUGGUGCAGUGUUUAAUAUGUUGGCUGCGGCCGCCUGCCUUGGCCUUGGAGAAAUUGGUCGAACGCAGCUUUUGGGAUUCUUGACUGUAAAACGAAAGCGUGAUAGCGAUGACGACGACAAUGACGAUAAAGAUAAGAAGGCAAAAAUGGACGUCGACAGCACCGGCAAUGCGAACAACGAUCCAUUAUCUUCACAGGACUUGGCGGAAAAACUGGCUCGUUUAAUCAAGACAUGCAAGGAACCCAAAGUACAAGAACAAGCUAUCUUGACGCUCGGCCAGUUAUCGAUUCCGUUGCCAAGCGAAAGCACCGUUACAAGUUUAGUCAUUGAUACACUAUUCGCUUCGGCUGAUACAAAACAAGUCGAGCUCUUCUUUGCUGGUGGCGAAGCUUUGUCUGUGGUUGCAUUCGGCUGGGAUUCCCAAGCAAUGCAAAAGCACAAAGAUAUCGACGAUAUGGCGUUACUUCAAAACUUGGAUCGUUCCGAUUAUCAAAAACGGACUGAGUUAUUCCAAACCGUCAUUGAAAAGAUUGCACGGGUUUACGUUGUAAGCGACCGCGCAUGGUAUAGAAAGGCGUCGUGUAUAUGGUUUUUGUCUAUCUUGAAGUUUGGCAAGGAUCAACCUCUUAUUCAGAACAAUUUGGGUGUGCUACAUGCUGCAUUCUCAAGACUUAUUGCUGAUAGAGAUGACUUUACGCAAGAAGUUGCCUCCAAAGGUUUGGGAUUGGUGUACGAAUACGGCGAUGCCAAGAUCAAAGAAGAUAUGUUGUACUCGCUUGUUGGCACGUUCACGGAAGGACGAAGUAUCCAAGCACAGUCUGUCACCGACAACACUGUUUUGUUUGAAGAGGGCGCUCUGGGUACUACCCCUGACGGCAACUCCAUCACCACCUAUAAAGAAUUAUGCUCGUUGGCCUCUGAACUAAACCAGCCGGAUCUCAUCUACAAGUUUAUGAGCCUUGCUAACCACAAUGCCAUGUGGACGUCACGACGUGGUGCAGCAUUCGGAUUUCAAAACCUCAUGAGCCUGGCUGAAAAGGAACUGGAGCCAUAUUUACCUCGCUUGGUACCAAAACUUUACCGCUAUCAAUUCGAUCCGAACGGUCAAGUAAACCAGACAAUGAAAACCAUCUGGCGAUCAUUGGUGAAAGACAACCAGAAGGCGGUUGACAAGUACUUCGACGUAAUCAUGGAAGACAUUUUGUCUGGACUUGGUAGCCAUCAGUGGCGUGUACGUGAGGCUUCUUGUGCAGCAGUGACCGAUCUAGUUCAAGGUCGACAGCUUGCGCAAAUCGAACCCUAUCUUGAACGACUGUGGAAAAUGUCUUUCCGCGCGUUGGACGAUAUUAAAGAAUCUGUUCGACGAGCAGCAACACAGACAUGCAAGCAGUUGACUAAGUUGACGGUGCAUUACUGUGAUCCUACAGUUGUAUCCACUAGUGACGGUGUCAAGGUUAUGAGCAUUGUCAUGCCGUUCUUGUUGGAGAAAGGCAUUGUUUCUGAUGCAGAGGACGUGCGCAAAUUCAGCUUGGACGCUCUGUUACGUAUUUGCAAGACUGGCGCAUCCUUAUUGAAAACCUUUGUCCCUGAAAUUAUCGACACUUUGCUGCAGUCUUUGUCUUCAAUGGAGCCUCAAGCGAUGAACUAUCUUACUUUCCAUGCAGAUAAAUAUAAUAUCACUCAAGAACAGCUCGAUAGUGCUCGACUUAGUGGUGCUAAAAACUCACCUAUGAUGGAAGGAAUCGAGCACUGCGUUAAUCAGAUCGACGACGAUGUUAUGAAGGAGCUUUCACCUCGUAUAAUUAGCAUUGUCAAAAAAGGAACUGGUCUUCCCACAAAGGCGGGCUGUGCACGGUUCAUCGUGACGUUGGUGAUGAACCGUCGAGGAGCGUUUAAGCCUUACGCAGACACAUUCCUGAAGACACUUAGUGGAGCUAUCCGAUCAAAGAAUCCUGUUAUUCGUAAAGCAUUUGCCACGGCCUCGGGCUAUGUAUGUCAGCUGGCCACAUUCGACAAGAUAUGCUCCUUCGUUCGGCACUUGAAGAAACUGUAUAUUGAGGACACAGAUGAAGAUGCACAUUCAGCCAGUGCGCUCACAGCGGCAGAUAUGACUCGAUUUGCCACAGACCGUAUGAAUGCUGUUGCUUCGGAAAUUGUUCCACUGAUCUAUCUUGGUGAACACGACCCAGAUGAAGGUAUUAAAAAAAUUUGGGCUGCUGCUUGGGAGAACCUGACAUCCGGCACACGCAGCUUGGUCACGAUCCAUGCCGAUGAAAUUAUCGAUUUUGCCCAGCCUCUGUUAUCAUCCCCUUCCUGGGCAACGAAGCAGACAGCUGCCUUGGCAAUUGCCGACAUGUGCAAAAUAGGAGGCAAAGCAAUUGCUCAGCGUGCAGAUAAGCUUAUGCCGGUCAUGGUGUCAACGCUUGCAACACGAUCAUGGACUGGCAAGGAGCACGUUUUGGAAGCCUUUGUGCAACUGUGCGUUUCGGCGCAAAGCUAUUUUGAGGAACAGGGCAAGGAGCCCACACUCGAUGAAGCUGUCAAGAUUAUGGUCCGUGAAUGCAAACGUAAAAACAGACUAUAUCAACGGCACGCUUUGGCGUCCUUCAAAGUGUUUGCCGACACCUUCUCUGGUCGCGUCGAUAUUCUAAAACAAGCGCAAACAUUUCUUACGGAGCUUUGUGAAAUUGACGAAGACGAAGCAGCAGAAGACGACGAAAACGACAAUGCAAAGCCUCUUCUUUUGAUGAUCAAGGCAAAUGCAUUCAGAACCUUGGUAGCUGCGUACAAACCAAAAACGUUCAUUGAUCAUGCGGAGGACCAACAAACAGAAAAGAUCUGCCAGACAUUGAUUGGCAAUUUGGAGGGCAAUGUAUGGAACGUCCAAUUGUCCAUUUUGGAGAGUUUAAAGCUGUUUUUCGAGCGUGUCGACUCUCAACAUGUGAACGACAGUUUGCUAAACCGUGUUCUUGACACCUGUAACGCUCGCCUGAACGAUCUCAAGUAUUCUGCGAUUCGAACAGCAACAGUGGACGUACUAGAUGCACUUGUUUCGUCGUGUAAAUUAUCUUCUGAGCAAAAGUCCAAAUUACAAAGCAUGGCUGCCUCUAGUCUACAAAAAGAGCCGUUAGCCGUCUUGAAAGAACGAUUAAGUAGUUUAAACAAAUCGGUCGAUAACAACUGAGCAAAUAUUCCCAAACUUCGAUAAUAAGCUUUUCCCAGCAAAGCCAUCGAUGUCUAAUGUUUUAGUGUAUGCAAUAAACACAUUCUGCUCCUGCCCGUGGCAGUUCAUUUGUCUUGUACAUGGUUCUGGUUUAACUACGCAUGUGAAACAAGAACGUGGAAGC
Molecule: messenger RNA, 5795 nt
Organism: Zychaea mexicana
Lineage: Eukaryota; Fungi; Mucoromycota; Mucoromycetes; Mucorales; Lichtheimiaceae
Product: proteasome stabiliser-domain-containing protein
Exons: 21
Coding region: 38-5632 (1864 amino acids)
Biological process (GO): proteasome assembly
Cellular component (GO): cytoplasm; nucleus
Molecular function (GO): molecular adaptor activity
Source: RefSeq, a predicted model, not a curated record